Abrus precatorius (Indian licorice) is the source of this 3723-nucleotide messenger RNA. Its product is annotated as putative disease resistance RPP13-like protein 1. The record is from RefSeq and is a predicted model, not a curated record. The coding region runs from base 1 to 3723 and encodes 1240 amino acids. Gene Ontology annotation, molecular function: ADP binding. NCBI's taxonomy places the organism in Eukaryota, Viridiplantae, Streptophyta, Magnoliopsida, Fabales, Fabaceae. The transcript has a single exon. Gene Ontology annotation, biological process: defense response to other organism.
AUGGCAGGAGCACUUGUGGGUGGAGCUUUUCUCUCUGGCUUUGUUAACGUUGUCUUUGAUCGGCUUCUUUCACCUGAAGUUGCAAGCUUGAUCCGUGGCAAGAGGCUUGACCAUAAGUUAGUUGAAAGGUUGAAGACUGUUCUACGUGUUGUUGAGGCUGUGCUUAAUGAUGCUGAGCGCAAACAAGUCAACGAUGAUGCUGUGAAAGAGUGGCUUCAUGAUCUCAGAGAUGCUGUUUAUGUGGCUGAUGACUUGUUCGAUCGUCUCUCUAGUGAAGCUGCCACUCACAGGGAGGUAAGUAACUAUUUCUCUCGCUUUCUCAAUUUGCGAGAUAGAAAGGUGGUGAGUGAAAUAGAAGACAUCACUAGCAGGUUAGAGUAUCUUGUUAACUUCAAAGAUACUCUUGGUUUGAAAGAGAUUCCAAGUGAGAACUUCUCAUGGAGAACUCCAUCAACGUCUUUGCUACAAGGAUCUGGAUCUGAUAUUUAUGGAAGGGAUCAAGAUAAGGAGAACAUGAAAAAGCUGCUGUUAGACGUGACUAGUGAAGAAAAUGUUUGUGUGAUCCCUAUCGUGGGCAUGGGGGGAGUUGGAAAAACCACUUUAGUCCAGUGGUUGUACAAUGAUGAGAAUUUGAUGGGGAAGUUUGAUUUGAAAGCAUGGGUCUGUGUUUCUGAAGAAUCUAAUGUUGUUAACAUUACAAAGAAUGUCACAGCAGCGGUUGGUGCUACUUGCGAUGCAAAGGAUUUAAAUUUACUUCAACUUGGUUUGAAGGAAAUGUUGUCGGGAAAGAGGUUUUUAGUUGUUUUGGAUGAUGUUUGGAACAUUGAUCAACACGGUUGGAAUAGUUUUAAAAAGCCUUUUCAAUACGGGAUUAAAGGAAGUAAAAUUCUUGUGACAACUCGACUUGAAAAGGUUGCUUCAAUUGUCCAAACUGUUCCACCGUACCCUCUACAUGAGUUGUCGGAUGAAUAUUGUUGGUCAGUGUUUGCAAAGCAUUCCCGUUUUCCAGAAUCUGGUGGUGAUUUAAGUCUGGAAAGAAUUGGUAAGGACAUUGUCAAGAGGUGUCGAGGAUUACCUUUGGCUGCAGAAACCCUCGGUAGUCUACUGCAGACAAAACAUGAUACAGGGAAUUGGAAAACCAUAUUGAGGAGUGAACUUUGGGAAAUUCCAGUGGAAGAUAGUAAAAUUAUUCCAGGUCUGAAAAUAAGUUAUUACCAUCUCCCUCCACAUCUAAAACUUUGUUUUGCUUAUUUCUCAUUGUUCCCCAAGGAUUAUCCAUUUUAUAAGGAUGAACUAAUCCCCCUGUGGAUGGCAGAAGAUCUUCUGCGUUCACCAAAGAAAGGAGAGACGUUGGAAGAAGUUGGUUCUGAGUGUUUUGAUGAUUUGACUUCUCGAUCUUUUCUGAAAGAGCUCGGAAAUGAUGAUGGGUAUUUUGUAAUGCAUGACCUGAUGCAUGACUUGGCCAUAUCUGUUGCUGGGGACUUCUAUUUUUGGUCAGAAGAACUUGGGAUGUUUGACAAGAGUAAGACUCUUACUCGUCAUCUGUCGUAUGGAACGUUGACUCAUCCAAUCUCAAAAACUUUCGAUGCUAUUGAUGAAUUAAAAUCUCUGAGAACAUUUUUGCAAGUCCAAUUCUCACGUCCUUCGCUCCCCUUUGAGCGUGCCAUUUUGAUCAUAUUAUCCAAGUUUAAAUACCUAAGAGUUUUGUCAUUCAACAAUUGUCGAGAAUUUCGGGUAUUGCCUGAUCAAGUAGGUGAAUUGAUCCAUCUUCGUUACUUGGAUCUCUCUGAUACAAGUAUCGAAACAUUGCCAGAAUCAUCGAGCAAAUUGUACAAUUUACAAACACUGAAGCUGUUUUCUUGUUAUUGUCUAACUAUGUUGCCAAGUGGUAUGCAAAAUCUUGUGAAUUUGCGACAUCUUGAUGUUAGGGGUACAGAACUAAAAGAGAUGCCUCGGGGAAUGAGCAAACUAAAACAUCUGCAGUUUUUAAGUGACUUCGUUGUGGGCAAGCAUGAAGAGAAUGGGAUCAAGGAAUUAGGAGAACUCUCUGAUCUCCAUGGAUUCCUACGGCUCAUGAAAUUGGAGAAUGUUACUAAUGGUAGAGAAGCAGAGGAAGCAAGGAUAAAGGAUAAGACACACAUAAAAUAUUUGACCUUAGACUGGUCUCAGGAUAGGGAUAUGAAUACAUCCUCCUACAUUGAAGGAGAAAUAUUUGACAAGUUACAACCUCACAAAGGCCUAGAAGCACUUGAAAUCGUUGGGUAUAGGGGUACAAGAUUUUCAGAUUGGGUAGGGCAUUCUUCUUACCACAAGAUGACUAGUGUAACACUUGAUUUUUGUAUCAACUGUUGUACCCUUCCUUCACUUGGACAACUACCACAACUCAAGUCCUUGGAGAUUGCAUUUUUUGAUAUGUUGGAGAAUAUUGGUGAUGAGUUUUACAAGAACGGUAAUGAUGUUUCUUCUCUAGAAACUCCGUUUCCGUCAUUAGUGGAACUAAAAUUCCAUAGAAUGUCUUGUUGGGAGGUGUGGCAUUCAUCUGAAUCCUAUGCAUUUCCUCAACUGGAGGCCUUAAAAAUAAUUGAUUGUCCUGGCUUAAGGGGAGAUCUGCCUCAUCAACUUCCUCUCUUGAAAAGACUCGUGAUAGAACGUUGUCCCAAAUUAACAAAUCUGCCCAAGCAAUUUCUUGCUUUGGAAGUUCUUCAAAUUAGAGAGUGUGAGCUGCUUGUUUCUUCCCUUCAGCAGACUCCUUCAUUACAGGAGUUAAGUAUAUCUGGUAGCAAUGGAGUAAGAUUGCAAGAGUUUCCUAUUUUAUUACGGUCUUUAUUCGUUGAAGGACUGGAGCUGGUAGAGUCCGUGAUUGGGGUCAUCACCAGCGCCCAACCAACUUGUUUGCAAUCUUUAAGCAUCUCAAAUUGUUCGUGUGCCUUGACAAUUUCAAGUGAUUGUUUACCAAAAUGUUUGAAGAAUCUCAGAAUCCAAAAAUGUAGAAAUGUACAAGUCCCAAAUCAACAUAGCUUGUUAGAGUCGUUAACAAUAACUGACAGCUGCGAUUCACUCGCAUCUCUCUCAUUGGAGGCCUUUCCCAAUCUUAUGCGUCUGGAAAUUACAGGGUGUUUAACUUUGCAAUCUUUUUCAAUGUCACCAUUACAGUCGAAGGCAUCUAUUCUUGAGCGUCUCUAUAUUCGUGGCUGCCCUAUGUUGAAGUCAUUACCUUCUCACAUGAAUACUCUACUCCCUCGGUUAAAUUCUCUUUCAAUAAGUGAUUGCCCUAACAUUGAUUCGUUUCCUGAAGGGGGUCUUCCGGCCAACUUGGCAACACUUGGUAUUGUGUAUUGCGAGAAUCUAUUGAUGUGCCUAUCAUUAAUAGGUGUGCACCAGGGUCUCACUGAUUUAAGCAUUGGUGGUGCCAAUUCAUUCUUAAGGGAGGGUUUGUUGCCUCAGCUUCCCUCUCUUGCCACUCUAGAACUGCUGCACUUUGAAACUAUGGAGACGAUGGAUUGCAACAGCCUUCUCCAUCUCACCUCCCUUCAAGUUUUACGUUUUGGAUACUGCCCCAAACUGAACAAUAUGGUGGGGGAAAGAUUGCCUCCCUCUCUGAUAAAACUCGAAAUCUAUGACUCUCCUAUGUUGGGAAAACUGUGCAAGAAGAAGCAUCCUCAAAUUUGGGACAGAAUUUCCCACAUUUCUGGCAUUCGAGUUGACGGGAAAUGGGUUUCGUGA